AUGCGCGUAGCUCAGCAACUUGCAGCCAACACCGUCGCAGAUAAUGUACCCCCAAAUCCUGAGCAACAAGCCAUGGUGGAUGUUAUGAAAAUCUAUUCCGCCCUAUGUAGCACUCCUGAUUCAUUUACCCUUGCGCGUGAACUAGGUAUUACAGACUGUGAAGAGUUUAUGGCUAUGAAAAACGCAUUACAUACCUGGGAAUAUUUUUUUGCAAGCGAGGCCGGAAAAUCUUAUGCCAAACUAUGUGAAGAAUAUCAUAGCUGGAGAUACCGAUUAGCUACUGAUUUCUCUCUAAGCCUAACUCAAAAUGCCUUUGCACUCCUUGUCACCAUUGCGGCCACUAUUAUAUCAUUCACUGGUAUAAUCCAAGUCGUUCAAUGUUUUGCAAAAUAG
Molecule: messenger RNA, 393 nt
Organism: Umbelopsis ramanniana AG
Lineage: Eukaryota; Fungi; Mucoromycota; Umbelopsidomycetes; Umbelopsidales; Umbelopsidaceae
Exons: 1
Coding region: 1-393 (130 amino acids)
Source: RefSeq, a predicted model, not a curated record